UUACUUUCUAUGGGAGUGAUUUCUCUCCCAAGCACAAAUACUAGGUUAAGAAACGGAUCGAGGUGCACGAGCAGUGUCUCUUUAAACAAUUUGACGUCACUGGUAGUGUACGUUCACAGCAAACAUGGCGUCGGGAAAUGGACUUGCUUCUCUGGGGGUUGAUGGAGCCAUGUCAGCGGCCCACGCGCUGUCUCUUCCAGCCGAUCAAUAUGGAAACGACCAACAGUUGGAGGUGAUGUGGGCGAUGAAAGCCUACAACCACGCCGAGGUCUAUUUCAAUCUCAUCUCAUCCGUCGACCCCAAGUUCCUGAAGCUUACGAAGGUGGAUGACAUGAUCUACACAUCCUUCAAAGAAUCAUUCAGUGACCUCAACAUCCAAUUGCUGAAUCCUGAUGAUUUGAAAUCGGCAGAAGCCAAAGAGAGAUGGCGUCCGUUCUGCAACCAGUUUGACGGUGUUGUGGAGGACUUCAACUACGGAACUCUUCUCCGCCUGGACUGUGAGAGGGACUACACAGAAGAGAACACCAUAUUUGCGACCAGGAUCCAGUUCUUUGCCAUCGAGAUUGCCCGGAACAGAGAGGGCUUCAACAGCCCAGUGUUUGAGGUCAAGAAUCCCAAGAGCUAGCCCUCCUCUCGGACUCAAGAACCCCCACACCCCUGGAGCUGCCUCAGCAGCCGAGCAGGGACACACCCUCAGACGUGAUCCAGUCCCCCGCCCCCCCCACCCCACACUCUUUUGCCCGAAGUUUGUUCCUUUAUCCCUCCCUCCAGUUUGACGUGAAGAACUGAGGUGAACGAAAUGUGGAGGUAAAGCUCCAUCCAAUGCCAGUAAAAGCAUGGUUAAAUUGCCCAGGGUAGUAAACAAGUGCACGAUUCGACCGUCGUGUCGGAUUGGGAAGGUAUGAUUCGAUUAUUUAACAGGUGACCCUGCCUUUUCCCGAGGAACUCGUGGCCUACAGCUGCACUGGUGUGUGUGUGUGUGUAUACAAAUCGACAUCAAGCAUGUUUUAUGUACUUAAUUUAUAUGCCGGUCAUAUCCUUGAGUUUUUUUUUUGAACAACUUUUAUGAAUUAAGCCACUUCGUACCGUCAAGGUUGUAGGUUAGUGAUGUGAUGCCCAUGUGUGCUGACCCCUGUUAAAUUGAAAUAUGUACGUUUCUGUUUUAAGCAAUUAAAAUCUCCAUGAUAUCUUUA
Messenger RNA from Osmerus eperlanus (European smelt), 1193 nucleotides. It is a transcript of the gene pbdc1, whose product is annotated as polysaccharide biosynthesis domain containing 1. Gene Ontology annotation, cellular component: cytoplasm. Lineage: Eukaryota; Metazoa; Chordata; Actinopteri; Osmeriformes; Osmeridae. Bases 125 to 625 code for a protein of 166 amino acids. The record is from RefSeq and is a predicted model, not a curated record. The transcript is spliced from 6 exons.